AUGAAUGGUGAGAAAGAAGAAGACAAGAAAAAUGAGGAGAUUCCGAGGAAAGAGCCAUUGGUGACUAAUCCGGGUUCAAUUAUUUUUCUGGACAACCCACCCAAGACUACUACUCCAUUACCAUUUCCUCAAAGAUUUCACAAGAAGGCGAUUGACGAACAAUUUGCAAAGUUCUUGAAUAUUUUCAAGAAAAUACAUAUUAACAUUCCUUUUGUAGAUGCCCUUGAAGAAAUGACAAACUACGCUAAGUUUAUGAAGAAGGUGAUGUCUAAGAAGCGGAAGUUAGAGGAUUAUGAAAUAGUGAAGCUAACAGAAGAAUGUAGUGCCAUUAUCAAGAGACAAUUACCAAAAAAUUUGAAAGAUCCAGGAAGUUUUACAAUUCCAUGUGUUAUUGGUGAACUACAUAUCAAGAAGGUCAUGUGUGAUUUGGAUGCUAGUAUCAAUCUAAUGCCUCUCUCUAUCUUUCGGAAACUCAAUCUUGGAGAGGUCACAUUAACUACUAUUUCCUUACAAUUGGCGGAUUGUUCUUUAACGUAUCCUAGAGGUAUCAUUGAAGAUGUUCUAGUGAAGAUUGAUAGAUUCAUUUUUCUGGUUGAUUUUGUUGUGCUUGACAUGGAGGAAGACCAUGAAAUUAUGAUAAUCUUGGGAUGA
This is a messenger RNA of Humulus lupulus (European hop), 651 nucleotides long. RefSeq lists its product as uncharacterized. The transcript has a single exon. NCBI's taxonomy places the organism in Eukaryota, Viridiplantae, Streptophyta, Magnoliopsida, Rosales, Cannabaceae. The coding region runs from base 1 to 651 and encodes 216 amino acids. The record is from RefSeq and is a predicted model, not a curated record.